CCGAGGGCCGUCCGGGAGCCGGCAGCCGCAGAUCGAGCGGAGAGCGCCGGGAGCACGGGCGCAAAGGAUCAGCUACAACGUGUUUCUGCAGGAAGACUUCACAAUGAAAAAAACUACCCACAGUUGCUUCUUACUGAUUAUCCUUCUUAUUAGAGUGGUUCCAAGUCUUACUGCUACUGUAAAUUAUACUGAUCCUACAUUAGAGCCUGUAGUAACUGAAAAUUCAGUCAUACGACAGAAGAUAAUAGAUUCGCAGUUCAAAUGCUAUGAGAGGAUGAACAGAGCUCCUCCAUAUAGGAAAAAAGGUCUGUUCUGCAACCGAACAUGGGAUGGCUGGUUGUGUUGGGAUGACACUCCUGCUGGCAGAAUCACUGCUCAGAACUGCCCAGAUUAUUUUCCAGACUUUGACCCAACUGAAAGAGCUUCAAAAUACUGUGAUGAAACUGGAAACUGGUUCCGCCAUCCUGAGAGCAAUCGAACUUGGUCCAACUACACUCUGUGCAACUCAUUCACAUCUGAAAAAUUGAAGAUGGCGUUCAUACUUUAUUAUAUGGCGAUCGUUGGCCAUGCUUUGUCUAUAACAUCCCUGUUGAUUUCCUUGGCAAUUUUCUUCUAUUUCAAGAGUCUCAGUUGUCAAAGGAUAACACUGCAUAAGAAUUUGUUUUUUUCUUACGUGCUGAACUCCAUGUUUACCAUUGCCCACCUCAUCAUCGUUGUUCCUAACCCAGGCCUUGUGAAAAGGGAUCCCGUAAGCUGCAAAGUGCUGCAGUUCUUUCACCAGUACAUGCUGGGCUGCAACUACUUCUGGAUGCUGUGUGAAGGCAUUUACCUGCACACGCUGAUUGUGGUGGCUGUCUUUGCAGAAGAGCAGCGCUUGCACUGGUACUACCUCUUGGGCUGGGGGUUUCCUGUAGUGCCAGCUUCAAUUCAUGCAGUUGCAAGAGCCAAAUACUUCAAUGACAACUGCUGGAUGAGUGUUGACACUCACUUGCUUUAUAUUGUUCAUGGACCUGUAAUGGCAGCUUUAUUGGUCAAUUUUUUCUUUUUGCUUAACAUUGUCCGAGUUUUGGUGACAAAGCUAAGAGAUACCCACCGUGCUGAGUCCAACAUGUAUAUGAAAGCUGUCAGAGCCACGUUAAUCCUGGUUCCCUUACUAGGAAUUCAGUUUGUUAUUAUACCCUGGAGACCAGAAAACCGACUUGCUGGAGAAAUAUAUGAUUACAUCAUGCAUAUAUUAAUGCAUUACCAGGGCUUGCUUGUGGCGACUAUAUUCUGCUUCUUCAAUGGUGAGGUACAAGGGGCUUUGAAGAGGCAGUGGACACAGUACAAAACCCAGUGGGGCCAAAGGCGUCGAGAGCACUGCUCCACCAGAUCAACCUCCUAUACAGCAACGUCCAUCACAGAGGUCCCUGUCUACCUGUACCAUCAUGACUCCAACAAUGAGCAGCUCAAUGGAAGAUAUGUAGAUGACUCUGAACUUGUUGCAUUGAAGUCUGGGGAGACAUCAGCCUAGCUGGGCAGCAGCCACUGCAGACACACCAUUUCAUGUCCUGCUUGUGAACAAAGAGAGUAAAAGAGUGGGGAAUCCAAGUGGAAGAGAGCAAGACUGGGUGACUGGACACAUGGCAUUCAAACCACAUCAGCCUCUGACAGCAGCAGUGCAGGGAAUCUGGCACAGAGGUAGGAAUAGCAGUUUAUGCUUCUGAGCAUGGAUGUGCCUGCCAGGCCAUGUCCUUCCUACACCUCCCACAUCAAGUGAUGAUCCAGCAGCAGAAGCGCCAGGAGUGCACAGCAAAUAGGAAAGAGGGAACUGGGACCUGGCAACUGGAAACAUUCCACACUUUUUGCUGUCAGUACUUUUCUUUAACAGCAGAUUUUGAACUAUCAACUUUUGCAUGAUGUAACUGUCUUGUGGUCCUUUACUUUUCCCCAUUUGAGGAACCUGGUGACUUCUGAAGAGAUUUUGCACACUGCAAGACGAAUCAAGCAGAGGAACAGAAAAACUCUUUCCAAAGUCCUCACAUCUUCAUGAUCUCCAACAAAUACCCCAACGUAUCAUCAUCCCAUUAGCAGGUGCAUAAAACAAAUGAUGGUAAAGCUGUAGUUGUAUAUUGUGAUCUCAGACACCCUCAAAAAAAACAGCCAGAUCUCUCACAAGUCCUGAAGGCAUCUGAAAAUAAUUUCUUUUCAGCAAUACAGGUAGUUCAAAAGCAUCUAUAGGAAAAAUUGUCACCCAAUUACUCAACCCAGAACUCAUCAUUAAGGCAUGAUUCUUUCAUUCUGAAUAAACUGGGAAAUUUGUUUCAAAAUUUUCUUUAAUAGCCACUCAGAGAUGAAUGCUAAAUGAGUGGUUGCCUCUAACAAAUUUAUGAUCAUAGCAGUAAAGGAUCCCUUGUAAGAAAUAAGGAACUAAUGUCACAGCACACAGAACUGUUUUUACAAUCUGUUUGCUGUUCUGACUCCUUUACCAUUGAAAGUGACAAUUUCAUGUGUGAGUCUGUCACCAGGAAAACAAGGUGAAUGUGCAGUUUGGGAAGUAAUGAGCACCUUUUAUCACGCAUUCAAAGCAUUGUUAGAGUCUGUGUGAUCACUGAGGCAGAAAUCAGGUGAGGGAGUGUUGAUUUGGAGUUAGAAGUUAUUGUAAUGUCUCUAAAAAAUUUUGCAAAUCACAAAAGGAAGACAGUAGGUGAAUUUCCUUCAGAAAGCUUAACAAAAAGAAUCUGCAAGCAGCAAGGACAGCGCCAAGGAAGUUUAGCAAGGCUGUGACUCCUCCAACAUUUUAUCCAUACAGUGUUUAAUGAAUACAAUACCAUUCCUUUUUGCAUCUUUGGCAAACUCUCCUGAAGAUCUCCCACUCCUUUGCCUUUUGUUUAGAUGUGCAUGAGAUAUUUAUUCCAAAGGCUAACACAGUACUCAUCACAAUCUUUAGUUUGAAGGAAGUUGGGAAGUUAUUGGUACUCCUUUGUUUUCUCUGCUAAUCAUUUAUGUCUGAUGCUUCCAGCCCAGCCCACUCUGCAAGAUGUAUGCAGUCAUGCAGGAGGCACUUGUGCAUUUCAAGUGUCUGAAUGCCAACUCUGAGGUAGGUGCUGCAAAAGUGCUGCCUUAUGUGGCAGGUGAACAGAACAAGACAGCAUGCCAUCUCUUAAACUACAGUUGUAUUCAUGUAGGAUUUCCUUCAUUGAUGUAAAAUUUUUUUCCUUCACAUUCUUGCUGUGAUUCAAUCCAUAAUGUUCUUUCUGCUUAGCAUUGCCUAGGGCACUUAAAAUAUCAAAUAUUAAAAUAGGUUAGAAUAGCCUUAAUUCCAUAUCUUGUCAGAUAUAGUAAAGGGAGAAAAGUUGCAAUGAAGUGGCUGAGCUCAAAGUAAAUUCAUUCGUAGUUUUAAAGGCUCAGACUUUCCCUCACUGGAACAUCUAGACCUUUCAGUAUUCAUCUGCAAAUUUUAAGUGGAGAUCUGCUGAAUGUGUCCACCUACUUGAGCUGCACAGAGCCUAUGAACUGGAACCAUGUCCUCACACACAGGAGGGAAACCAGAGCUUCCUCCUCAAUGCUGCAGCCACAGAACAAGAUCUUGGGAACAAGCAGUAUGUGCAGUUCAUCACAUGGUUGAUCUAAUGGAACAGCUGCAAGAAAAUAGAGCCCUGUGUAUUCAUUCAAGCUACGCUUAUUCUUCAGACUUAAAGAACAUAAAGGCAAUUAUUUUUUUAAUCAGUAUUCCACAUAUUGCUCUUUCUACCAGUGAACAGUAGAAAGAGAAAAAUGUAAUCACAAAGUGGCUCUGCUGUGGAUGCUGUGUUUCUGAAUGGUUUGAGGCACACCAUGUUUCCCAGGAGAGCUCCAGAAGGCAAUGUUAGUGUCUGAACGCACAGAUGAGCUGAUUGUGAAAGAAAUGUACAUAACGCAGAGAGUUUAAUAAUGAUCAUGUACACAAAAGUAAAAGCUGUGUAUGUACAAAAUUGAAAUGCUUUCCUAUUAUACUGGUUGGGUGUUUGUUUUUUUUUUUUC
This is a messenger RNA of Lagopus leucura (white-tailed ptarmigan), 4002 nucleotides long. It is a transcript of the gene CALCR, whose product is annotated as calcitonin receptor. Gene Ontology annotation, cellular component: plasma membrane; axon. The record is from RefSeq and is a predicted model, not a curated record. NCBI's taxonomy places the organism in Eukaryota, Metazoa, Chordata, Aves, Galliformes, Phasianidae. Gene Ontology annotation, molecular function: calcitonin receptor activity; amylin receptor activity. Gene Ontology annotation, biological process: adenylate cyclase-activating G protein-coupled receptor signaling pathway; cell surface receptor signaling pathway; positive regulation of cytosolic calcium ion concentration. The transcript has 13 exons. Bases 104 to 1513 code for a protein of 469 amino acids.